This is a messenger RNA of Adineta ricciae, 1164 nucleotides long. The record is from the annotation of a GenBank genome assembly. Lineage: Eukaryota; Metazoa; Rotifera; Eurotatoria; Adinetida; Adinetidae.
AUGUUCAUACGGGUCGCUGAUGAAUCCAAAGGCAACAAUGAUAUUGUGGAAAUUCCUGUUGAUGGCGGUAUUGACGGUUCAGUAUCAUUGAGUACACUCGCUGCUCAAUUCCAAGGUGUGAGUGCAUUGAAAUAUCGCAAUUCUGAGACGAGUGUGUGGAGAGGUGUUCGAGUAGCUGAUGGUAAACUCUAUCAUCCUGAUGGUGCAUGGGAUCCAGAUACGAUAUAUGUUACUGUUUAUUCCAAACCAAUUUCAUCAGAUAUCAAACGGAAAGGCGUUGGAGAACAACAGGAAGAUAUAAACAUGCCAACAAUUGGACAAAAUAAAAAUCAAAGAAUGGAUUAUGGACAAGAAAUGAAUACAGAUGGUGAAAACGAACCAGAUCGUCGUUGUGUAGAUUUAAUCGUACUUGGUAUAAGUUAUCGAAGUAUUGAAGCAGAUGUCAAGAAGUGUUUUGAAGCAUUUGGUGAACUCGUUUUCUGUGAAAUCAAACGUGAUGCAAAUGGACAAUCACGUGGAUUUGGCUUCAUUCGAUUUAAAAACUACGAAUCUCAAUUAGCUGUCAUCAACAAACGUCAUUUCAUUGACGGCAGACACGUUGAUGUGAAAAUUCCUGAUUCGAAAACAAGUGCACAUGAACCUGAGUGUGCUCGAAAGAUUUUUGUUGCUCGCUUACCUGAUAAUAUCACGCCCGAUGAUCUACGACAAUACUUUUCAAAAUAUGGUGCAAUCAAAGAUGUUUAUAUUCCAAAACCAGCACGUUCAUUUGCUUUUGUUACAUUUCAUGAUUCAAAUGUAGUACGAACACUAUUCGGCACACAUAUCAUUCUCGGUUGUAGUGUAACAGUUGGACCAGCUGAACCAAAAAACAAACCAUCGGCUAUUGGUGAUUAUCCUUCUUCAACGUUCAAACGUGCAAAACCUGAUCACAGUAGUCUACGUACACUGACAGCGUAUGGUGCAUCACCUGCUCACUCACAUUAUCAUCAACAAUAUGGCCAAACACCGAAUACAGAUAUGAUGCAUACUUUCUUUCAGCAGUAUGGUGCAACAACAACCGGUUCACCCAAAGGACCUUUUUCCAAUGCACAACAAUCGUACUGGGGCGGGACACACGAAGAAGCAGCUGCUGUUUGGCAACAACAGCAGCAACAUUAUCGUUAG